Racocetra persica is the source of this 557-nucleotide messenger RNA. The record is from the annotation of a GenBank genome assembly. Lineage: Eukaryota; Fungi; Glomeromycota; Glomeromycetes; Diversisporales; Gigasporaceae.
AUGCAUUGGACCAAGGAAGCAACUAAUGGUUUGGAGAGAAUAGUUAAUGACCUAGGUCAAGAUAAAGUAGAUCAUAUGGAUUGGGAUCUAAUACAUGAUAAGUUUGUUAGAAUCUUUGGUCAACAUCGUACAAAAAAACAGCUACAAGAAAAAUGGAGAAAUUAUCUAAAAAGUGAUGUCAGGCUGCCCGAUGGUGAAAGAUUUGUAUUUAGCACUGAACAAAUCAAUUAUAUUAAAUUACAACGGGAUUCUUUUGGGAAAAGUUGGGCUGAAAUACGAGAUGAUUUAAAUAAGAAUUCAGAUAUGAUUGUAAAAACGACUCCAAAUCGCGUAAAGAAUGCUUACCAUAAUGCGACUAAGAAACUGCUUAGACAUCAAAGACUUAGUUUAUCAGCUACAGUAAAAACACAAAAGCCAAAUCCUAAUGUACAUAAUGAAGAUACUUUGGCAGAGCUUUAUGCGUGUAAUAAAAAGAUUGAAGCUGAUCCUAAGUUACAUAUCGAAGGAAUUGUGCCAUCUUUUGAUAUGGAUAUGGAUAUGGAUAGCGAAUCGACAAA